Molecule: messenger RNA, 312 nt
Organism: Cladophialophora psammophila CBS 110553
Lineage: Eukaryota; Fungi; Ascomycota; Eurotiomycetes; Chaetothyriales; Herpotrichiellaceae
Exons: 3
Coding region: 1-312 (103 amino acids)
Source: RefSeq, a predicted model, not a curated record
AUGGCUACCAAAACUCAUAAGACCUGGCAGGAAGAACUCGCUGCUGAAUGCCGAAAACUGAGACUGCCUGUUCCCCAAUUCAAUAUUGUCUCUGAUCGUCGAGGUGGGCGGACUGCUUGGUCUGCUACAGUCACAAUCCAGGGCCAGAAUCUCGCAGCAAGAUACUGGUAUGAUGGGCAAUACCUCAAUAAUGCCAAAGAAGACGCCGCCGAGGUGGCCUGCACCAAACUACGCAACCCUUCGAUCACCGCCGGCCAGUCAACGGUCUACCGCGCACAGUCUGGCUAUGGUGGCCCCUGGGCUGCUCGCUGA